This is a messenger RNA of Microdochium trichocladiopsis, 1155 nucleotides long. RefSeq names its product zinc-binding dehydrogenase. Gene Ontology annotation, molecular function: zinc ion binding; oxidoreductase activity. Bases 1 to 1155 code for a protein of 384 amino acids. The transcript is spliced from 2 exons. Lineage: Eukaryota; Fungi; Ascomycota; Sordariomycetes; Xylariales; Microdochiaceae. The record is from RefSeq and is a predicted model, not a curated record.
AUGUCGGAGCCUAUCAAGAGCCAAGCCCUCGUCUCGCGGGGCCCCUUCUCCGAGGGACAAUGGGCCAUCGAGGACAUUGUCUUGCGGGAGAUCCGCGACGAUGAGGUCGUCGUCGAGAUGGUUGCUUCUGGCAUCUGCCACACUGAUCUCCACUGCGGCAACACGCCUGCCGACCAGGGUGUGCCUGGUGUAUACUAUCCCAGAGUCUUGGGCCAUGAGGGGGCCGGCUAUAUUGUCAAGACGGGCUCUGCCAUCAGCGGCUUUGAAAAGGGCGACCCAGUCCUCCUCUCCUUCUCGUCUUGCGGUGCCUGCCAUGUCUGCGAAGCUGGCAAGCCUUCCCACUGCACUGACUUCUUCAACAUCAACUUCAUCGGCGAGCCCAUCGCGACCUCUGCAGCCUCUCCCUCGGAGGAGAUCGGUGGACGCUUCUUCGGCCAGUCCAGCUUCGCCCGGCACGCGAUUGUCAGCGGCAAAUCGGUCGUCAACGUCAAGAGCCUCGAUCUUUCGCGCGACGACCUGAAGCUCCUCGCGCCCCUGGGAUGCGGGCUGCAGACGGGCAGCGGCACAGUGAUCAAGGUUGCGCAGGCAGGUCCCAAGGACGCCAUCGCGAUCGUGGGCAUGGGCGGCGUAGGGCUGGCGGCUGUCAUUGCGGCACGCAACUCAGGGUGCAAGACAAUCAUCGGCAUCGACCGGCUCGAGGCGCGGCUCGAGCUGGCCAAGUCGCUCGGCGCGACGCACGUGUUCAACACGACGGGCAUGUCGGGCGACUUCAAGGAGCUCGUGGAGGGUGUCAAGGCCGCGGCGGAUGGGCUGGGCACGACCAUCAGCAUCGACACCAGCGCGUUCCCGCCCCUCGUGCAGGCCCAGGUCGACUUCAGCCGGUACAUGGGCAAGAUCAUCCAGGUCGGCACAGGCAUGCCCGAGGCGUACCUCAAGAUCCACAUGCAGAGCUUCAUGGUCAGCGCGAAGCAGUAUUUUGGGGCAGUGCAGGGCCACAGCAUCCCGCAGGAGGCGGUGCCGCAGCUCGUAGCGUGGUGGAAGGAGGGCAAGUUCCCUGUAGAGAAGCUGGUCAAGUUCUUCGACAUGAAGGAUUUCGCAGACGCAGUCAAGGUCAUGGGCAAUGGUGACGUCGUCAAGCCGAUAUUGGUGUGGUAG